Messenger RNA from Austrofundulus limnaeus, 3135 nucleotides. It is a transcript of the gene wdhd1, whose product is annotated as WD repeat and HMG-box DNA binding protein 1. The record is from RefSeq and is a predicted model, not a curated record. Gene Ontology annotation, cellular component: nuclear replication fork. Gene Ontology annotation, biological process: DNA-templated DNA replication; mitotic cell cycle; DNA repair. Gene Ontology annotation, molecular function: protein binding; chromatin binding; DNA binding. Lineage: Eukaryota; Metazoa; Chordata; Actinopteri; Cyprinodontiformes; Rivulidae.
CACUCGGAGGGACACACCGAGGUCUGCUUCGACGAAACUGGGAAGUUCAUCGUGACGUGUGGCAACGAUGGAGACGUUCGAAUUUGGGAAAGUCUGGAAGACGACGAUCCAAAGUUCAUCACCGUUGGGGAGAAGGCGUACUCUGUGGCGCUUAAGAAAGGCAAGUUGGUGACGGCGAGCUCCAACAACACGGUGCAGAUCCACACGUUUCCUGAUGGCGACCCGGACGGCAUCCUGACGCGCUUCACCACCAACGCCACGCACGUCACCUUCAACAGCAGCGGCUCAAGAGUCGCCGCCGGAUCCAGUGACUUCAUGGUGAAGGUGGUGGAGGUGUCGGACAGCAGCCAGCAGAAAACACUGCGGGGUCACGAGGCUCCGGUCCUCAGUGUCUCUUUUGACCCUAAAGAUGAAUUCUUGACUCAGGUGGUCAGCUGGCCUCUGCUGCAGAAGACCAACGACGUCAGCAACGCCAAGUCUCUGUGUCGGUUAGCGUUUCAGCCGGCAGCGGGGAAGCUUUUAGCAGUUCCUGUAGAAACCAAAGUGCACCUGUACGAGCGGGGGUCCUGGACUCUUGUCAGCUCUCUGUCUGAUGAUCUGUUCACACAGCCGAUCAAUGUGGUGGCCUGGUCCCCGUGUGGUCAGUUUCUGGCAGCUGGCAGUGUUGGUGGUUUACUGGCGGUGUGGGACGUAAACAGCAAGCUGUGUGUGGAAAGGCAGAAGCACGAAAAAGGCUUCACCGUCUGCAGUUUGGCUUGGCAUCCAUCGGGCAGCCAGUUGGCCUACACAGACACUGAGGGCUGCCUGGGCCUGCUGGACGGACUCAGCACCUCCAGCACCGCUGCAGUACCUGCGUCCAAAACAAAACCUGCAAAAGACUACGACGACCUGUUUGAUGAGGAUGACGGUGGACAUAUGGAUGAAGGGCUGAGCGACACCAUCUCGCCACUUAAGAAGCCUGUCGCUGCCGAGGACGACGACGAUGACGACGACUUCCUGAUCCCAUCCACCGGGCGGGUUAGGAACAGGGGGGCCAUCCUGGCUGACGAGAACUCAAUGGACACAGGAUCUCUGAAGCUCGGUCAGGACAGAUUCAGGGAUGAUGAUGAUGAUGAUGAUGAUGCCGGCAGCACCGUGGCCCCCGACGCCGCUCCUCUGGCCCCGCUGCGCCCCGUGUAUGAGGGGCCGCUGCCCACUCCUCCGCAGAAGGCCUUCCAGCCGGGCUCCACCCCGGCACACCUCACACACCGYUUCAUGACUUGGAACUCUGUGGGAAUCGUGCGAGGCUACAACGACGAGCAGGACAACGCCAUCGACGUGGAGUUUCACGACACGGCCGUCCACCACGCCAUGCACCUCACCAACUCUCUGGGUCACACUGUGGCUGACCUGUCCCAGGAGGCCGUGCUGCUGGCCUGCCCCAGCACACAGGAGCUGGCCAGUAAGCUGCAGUGCCUCCACUUCUCAUCAUGGGACACCAACAAGGAGUGGAUGGUGGACCUGCCGAAGGGCGAGGACGUGAAGGCGCUGUGUCUGGGRCAAGGCUGGGCCGCGGUCGCCACCAGCACCAUGGUGCUCCGGCUCUUCUCCAUCGGAGGAGUCCAGAGAGAGCUCUUCAGCCUGCCGGGACCCGUGGUGUGUGUGGCCGGACACGGAGAGCAGCUGCUGAUCGUCUACCACCGAGCGACAGGUUUCGAUGGGGAGCAGGCUCUUGGAGUUCAGCUGCUGCAGUUCGGUCGCAGGAAGAGGCAGCUCAUCAGCGGAGAGCCCCUCCCCCUCUCCCACAGAUCCUACCUCUCCUGGCUCGGGUUCACUGCCGAAGGGACCCCCUGCUAUGUAGAUUCAGAUGGGGUGGUCCGGAUGCUGAACCGCUCCCUGGGAAACACCUGGACACCAGUUUGUAACACCAGGGAAACCUGUAAAAGCAAAUCGGAUCAUUACUGGGUGGUGGGAGUGCACGAGAACCCCCAGCAGCUCAGGUGUAUUCCCUGUAAAGGCUCCAGGUAUCCCCCCACCCUGCCUCGGCCCGCAGUCGCUAUUCUUCCCUUUAAACUUCCUCUGUGUCAGACCAGCACAGAGAAAGGCCAAAUGGAGGAGCAGUACUGGCGUUCAGUCCUCUUCCACAACCACUACAACUUCCUGUCCUCCAACGGCUACGAGGUCAGCGAGGACGCUAAGACUGAGUCCCAGAAGGAGCAGCAGGAGCUGCUCAUGAAGAUGUUUGCUUUGUCCUGUAAACUGGACAGGGAGUUCCGCUGCGUGGAGCUGGCCGACCUGAUGACUCAGAAUGUGGUGACUUUGGCCAUUCGAUACGCGUCCCGAUCCAGGCGGAUGGUCCUGGCUCAGCGGCUCAGUGAGAUCGCUCUGGAAAAGGCCAACCAGAUUCAGGAAGAAGAACCAGAGGAGCAGGAAGAGGAGCCUGACUACUGCAGCGUCAGGCGGACCUCUGGGUGUAGUGGAGGCCAGUCCAGCAUCAGACACAACCAGCAGGAGGAGGAGGAGGAGGAGGUGGAGGUGGAGGAGGAGGAUGGAGGGGAGAAGGAGAUGGAGGAGGCAGUAGAAACUAAAAGACGUGUGAACCCUUUCGCUAAAGAAGCCGACGCCCCUGUAAUGCCGUCGCUGACGCCACUUGGUAAAGCUGGACGAGCAAAUCCCUUCAAGGUUUCUGGUUCUGGUAAACCCACGUCCUCAUCGGGUCAGCCUCGAGUGACCAACAUCCUGGACAGCAUGACGUCCAGCAGGAAGUCGGCUCCACUCAGUGGAUCUGCAGGGAGAUCCAAUAAAAACCCAGUCCUCAAACCACUGGUCCCCAGGUCCAAAACCAAGUCGUGGACAGAAAGAGCAAAAGGACAAAGUGGAGACGCAGCAGCAGAGAUGAAGAAAAGAAAAAGAGCCGACGGAGGUGGAGACAAUGAAACGGCUCAAGCUGAUGAAAAUAAUGCCAAGAAGAAGAAACCCCUGGAUCCCUCCUCAAAGCUGUCAGCGUUUGCUUUUAACAAAAACUGAUCUAACUUUGGUUUCUCAUAAAUGACAGUAGUUUGGUCAUAGUUCAUGUUGAAUAUGGAGAAGACGUUGUGAUUUUACUUUUCUAUAAACACUUUACUGUAUUUUAACAAUUAAAURUAUUUGUUCAUA